Messenger RNA from Bacidia gigantensis, 3975 nucleotides. RefSeq lists its product as uncharacterized. Lineage: Eukaryota; Fungi; Ascomycota; Lecanoromycetes; Lecanorales; Ramalinaceae. The transcript has 9 exons. The record is from RefSeq and is a predicted model, not a curated record. Gene Ontology annotation, molecular function: protein binding; structural molecule activity. Gene Ontology annotation, biological process: COPII-coated vesicle budding; positive regulation of TOR signaling; protein import into nucleus. Bases 1 to 3975 code for a protein of 1324 amino acids. Gene Ontology annotation, cellular component: nuclear pore outer ring; COPII vesicle coat.
AUGAUCCACCUUUCAAAACCCCCUGAAGAUGAGACUAUGUUCGCGAACAGCGCUAUAGACUCUAGAUCACGUCGAGCCUCUGCAACAAAGGGUCCAAGGCGGCGUUCAUCAGCACUCAGAUUUUUUGCGUCUAAUUCACCACCGAAACCAGAAACACCAGCCCAAUCCCACAAGCAAUGGGAGAGUGACUACCUCAAAGGCCUUCGAGCAAAUCAUCCUACGAGGCCGAGCGGGUCAAGGCCUUUGCCAACAAGAAAUGGAGCGACUUCAGAGCCAUUUACUAGAGCAGCAUCUGCGCUAUCAUUUAGACCCACACUAUCAAAGCCAGAGCAAGGCGACUUGCACCCAGUCAUACAAGAAAGAGCUACGAGUGCACUCUCUCAUCGGCGUGCACAGUCCGAUAUGUCCAAAGUCGGCCAUUUUAGUUCCCUGACUGGUAGAACUGUGGUGCAGACUCCACACGCACUCCGCUCUACGCGCGACUUUUCGGCUUCCACCGCUGAGAUAAAGGGUUCACCAGAGCGAUCACCAGUAGCCUAUCGGGAAAGUGGUAUGCGUUGGAUGGAGAAGCAAGAGGCAAGAUCGCUUCGUGAAGCUCUAGAGGAUAUGGAUGUUAGGAUUGACGCCAGAAUCCAUGCGGGGGCGCAGGACGAAGCAUCUGAGCUAGUCUUGGACCAUACGAGUGACAAUCUACCUAAUCAAUUUGGAAGGGCUCGUAGAGACUAUACGAAGCACCUGAAGGAAGGGGCCCAUGCCCGUAGCCAAAGUAAAGGCUGGUACGAUAAAUUCAAAAGUCCGAUUGAAAAUGAGGAAUCUAGAGGCAAUCCUGCAAAGGAGGAGUGGUCGUCAAGAAGCCGGGAUCCUCACCCUGAUGAACGGGAAUUGAAAGCUGAUCAUCAAAGAAAAACAUCUAAUGAGAAGCAAGAGCCACAACAAAGGACGCAUGUAAAAUGGGAUUCGCCCGAGAAGAAGACGUACACUAGCUUGGCCUUCCAGGUACCGGCAUUGAAGACUUCAAGACGUCGCUCGAGUGGUACGAAACGGAGGCAGCCAAGUGGUGGGCCGUUCCAGAAUCCAAAUGAUAAGAUCUAUGAAGAUAGUCACACUUCUAACGGGCAUGUACCCAAGAGGACAACAUCAAGCAGAAUCCCUGUUCCAUUGUAUAGUAAGACUACCAACUCCCUCGAUGACUCUAGACCGCCAAUGAUGCAUCCAAAUUCCUCGGCGAAGAUCCCAAAUGACACGUCCAGUCCUGCAUUUCGUGCCGAGAUCCAUAGAAAUCCGCCCUCGCAGUCGCACAACCCAACCUAUACGACUAACCAAAGCCAGAAGCGAGACGAGGCAAUCGGAGAGCAACAUUCAGAUCGAUCUGUCCAAUCAGAGGAUGGCAAGGAGGUUCGAAGCGAGGACAUUCGGGCUGCCACAAGUAUGCGAUUUAUGGACCGUAGUCCGAAACUGCCCAAACCAGCGUUCGUGAGUGAGCAGCCUGGUCGACAUAUCGUUAGCUUUGACAAAGACUGGAAACCCAAGCAUCCAGAAAACAGGAAAGAUUCGAUUAACAACCGAGAUGCUGAAAACAUAGCGAGAGAGCGUCCUAGACUCCCUCCACUAAUCUCAGCAGCCUCAGCACCAGUAGUGCCCACCAUAUGCGUUCCGGACGUACGUUCUCCAUCUGCGGACGAUGCCUUAAAGACUCGUAAAACGCCGUCUAUCUCAGUGACCGCAAACCAGGUUCCCGUAAUCUCUCUGCCAGAAGAGCAGUCUGAGGAGCGUCCGCUACCGGCCCGUCUAGAUGGCAACGACCUGUCGGAGGAGAAAGCUGGCGAGACGGCUAUAGAUGACGGGGAUGAUUCUCUACGUUUCUACUGUCACCUAGAUUUUCAUGAGCUGUUCUCUCCACGAUGCCGUAAUUGCAAGACGCCAAUCGAAUCAGAAGUUGUCGUUGCUUGUGGUGGAACGUGGCACGUUGGACACUUCUUCUGUGCAGAGUGUGGGGAUCCAUUUGACUCGAAGACGCCAUUCGUAGAGAAAAAUGGCUCCAUUUUCAUCUUCGGCUCCAGAUCAUUCUCGUCCACAUCAUCCUUCUACCUCGCCUCUCAAAUUCUUCUUCACAAGUAUUUCAUCGUCUGCUUCUCUUUUACUUCGAAGUUGACCAGCAUGGCACAUCAGACAGAAUCGUCUAACACCGCUGGGACUUCCGCCACCCAAACUGGUGAGAUUAUGACCAGUAGCCCCUUACCUAGUACCAUAUACGCAACCCCGAACGGUACCACCUUUAAAGACCUCCUGGAAUCAGGUAAAUACACAGAUAUGACCAUCUCUUGCGGUGAAGACAUAUACAAACUCCACAAACUUGUCAUCUGCCCGCAGUCAAGCUUCUUUGAGAAAGCGUGUAUGGGGCCAUUCAAGGAAGCAACUUCGAGAGUGAUCGACCUGAGUCACGAUGAAGCAAACGCGGUCAAACGUAUGGUUAGCUUCCUAUACACAACCGAAUACGAUGACUCUCCACCUUCGCUUAAUAGCAAGUCAAGCAUGGGUGUUGGAGGAGGUGUUCACCCUGUCCUUCAAAUAGUGAAAUCGAACAAAGACAAACCUAUCAAAGCUCUAUACAAACACUUCAGGGUGCCUAGAGGGCCCCGCAGGAUAGCCAAGCUCAUUGCGCGAUACGACGCGAAAGAGAUCCGAAAGACUGAGGCACCAAAGACGCAAGUAAGGCUGAUCAAUAACAUUGCCGUGUAUGCAGUGGCAUCGAAAUAUGACAUCAAACCCCUCAAGGACCUAGCCAGAAUCAAGUUUGCUGCUCUUCUUGGUCCCUAUGGAUUGCCGCUUGAUUUCCCUACUGUCGUGGAAAAAGUGCUCAGCAGCACCCCUGAAUCGGACGAAGGGUUGCGGGAGGUUGUCUCCGACAAGUGCUGCAAACUUGGUAAGUGGGUUUGUGGUGAUAAGUCCAUGCGAAAUGCACUUGUUGGUCAGCCGGAGUUUGCUAGCGAUCUUCUACAAAGCAUUCUAUUUAGCCAAGAUGCAAAGACUGCCAUGGUGAAAAGCGGUUUGCAAGAGGUGUCCUCGGGUCUCCUUAAAAUCCUUGACACAAAUACAGGGGUGCAAGCAAACGGAAUGAUCAAUGCAGCAAAGUUCGAAAAAUUCAAGGAAACACUAGACGAUUGGUUGGUCACUUUCAGCAUGGCUGGUGCACUGGGGCGAAUUCUUGGUCAGAAAGGCAUGUCAGAAAAACAGCUUAAAAGGCAUGGACUAUUGCGCCUGCUUGGCUGCCAAGGUGCUGCAUCUGCGCAAGUCAUCACGAACCCCGGUCACGAUGACAUGAUACAUGAUGCUGUCCUCGAUUACUACGGCCGUCGUCUCGCAACCUGCAGCUCCGAUCGCACAGUGAAAGUCUUUGAAGUAGAGGGGGAAUCACACAAGCUCACAGAGACAUUACAAGGGCACGAAGGCGCAGUCUGGUGCGUUUCAUGGGCCCACCCCAAAUACGGCACAAUCCUAGCCUCCUCCUCCUACGAUGGCAAAGUCCUCAUCUGGCGCGAAUCGCCCCCGCAAGGCUGGCAGCGCGUCGCCGACUUCUCGCUGCACACCGCCUCCGUGAACAUCGUCUCCUGGUCGCCGCAUGAGAGCGGGUGUCUCCUCGCCUGCGCCUCCUCGGACGGCAAGGUCUCCGUACUUGAGUUUCAGGAGGGGAACUGGAGCCAUAUGCUACUGGAAGCGCAUGGCGCGGGAGUGAAUGCGGUGAGCUGGGCGCCGGCGAUGGUGCCAGGGCAAUUGGUGAGCGCGAAGCCGGAUUUGGCGGUGGUGCGGAGACUGGGUCCGCGACGUCGCCUGGUCGCCGUCAACCAUUAUGGCAAAGUCAUACAUUGCGUCAUGCUCACAGGACAAGACGGUAAGGAUAUGGACGAACACGCCGGAUCAGCCAGGAACAUGGAAGGCUACGGUCCUGAACUUCGAUGCGGUGCUCUGGAGGGUUAG